UGUCUUCUUCUUCCCCUUUCUCUCCAAUUUAUUUACAGUUCUCUUCCUGUUUUCGUUUCCUCAAUUUUACGAAACCCUAGCUUGAAUUUGGAUCAAGGUAUUCGUCUUUUGAUUCUUCGAGAAAGGGGAUUUGAAUUGGUUUCCAGGAAUCAGCAAAAAUUACCAAAUGGUUGGUUCAUUAUUUCGAUCGGGAUAAAAUCGAUCGAGAAUGAGUCAGCCUUCUGUGAUUCUUGCCACGGCUAGCUAUGAUCACACGAUCCGAUUCUGGGAAGCCGAAACUGGACGAUGUUACCGUACCAUUCAGUACCCUGAUUCGCAUGUAAAUAGAUUGGAGAUAACCCCAGAUAAGCGUUAUCUAGCAGCAGCUUGCAAUCCUCAUAUACGACUCUUUGAUGUCAAUUCCAACAGCCCCCAACCUGUGAUGACCUAUGAUUCACAUACCAACAAUGUUAUGGCAGUAGGAUUCCAAUGUGAUGGGAAAUGGAUGUACUCAGGAUCAGAGGAUGGCACAGUUAAGAUUUGGGACUUGAGGGCUCCGGGUUGCCAAAAGGAGUAUGAAAGUGUUGCUGCAGUUAACACAGUUGUUCUACACCCAAAUCAGACUGAAUUGAUAUCUGGAGACCAAAAUGGAAAUAUACGUGUAUGGGAUCUCAGAGCAAAUUCGUGUAGCUGUGAACUGGUACCAGAAGUUGAUACUGCUGUACGAUCUUUAACUGUUAUGUGGGAUGGGACAAUGGUGGUUGCUGCUAACAACCGUGGAACAUGUUAUGUAUGGCGCUUGCUGCGUGGAAAGCAGACAAUGACCGAGUUUGAGCCGCUUCAUAAGCUACAAGCGCAUAAUGGUCACAUCCUCAAAUGUCUCCUCUCGCCUGCAAACAAAUAUCUAGCGACCGCAUCAUCUGAUAAAACCGUCAAAAUAUGGAACGUCGAUGGUUUCAAAUUAGAGAAAGUUUUAACAGGACAUCAAAGAUGGGUCUGGGACUGCGUAUUUUCAGUGGAUGGUGAAUUUCUUGUGACAGCAUCAUCGGACAUGACGGCUAGAUUGUGGUCGAUGCCAGCGGGAAAAGAAGUGAAGGUCUACCAAGGUCAUCAUAAAGCUACUGUGUGUUGUGCACUCCACGAUUAAAACCUUAAGAAUAAUUAGUGAAAGCUAAAUUAUGAACAAAUCAGACUGUGUUCUUUGUGUUGUGUUUUAGAAAACGCUUGUACAUUUCAAUCGGAUUCGUUUUUAAUCUUCUGAUCUUUCUUGGGAUCAAA
Messenger RNA from Capsella rubella, 1257 nucleotides. Its product is annotated as protein LST8 homolog. Gene Ontology annotation, molecular function: protein binding. NCBI's taxonomy places the organism in Eukaryota, Viridiplantae, Streptophyta, Magnoliopsida, Brassicales, Brassicaceae. The record is from RefSeq and is a predicted model, not a curated record. Gene Ontology annotation, cellular component: TORC1 complex; TORC2 complex. Gene Ontology annotation, biological process: TOR signaling; regulation of actin cytoskeleton organization. The coding region runs from base 209 to 1126 and encodes 305 amino acids. The transcript is spliced from 10 exons.